UUUUCUUCUUCUUUUAAAAAAAAAAGUAUUGGAGCGUUAUUUUUUUUUCUGGGUAGAAAAUCCCAUAUAUCUCAAUUUGUUUUUUUUCUAGGUUCCCAAGCUGAGGAAAAGAAGAAUGUGCACACCGAAGAAACCAGUGAACUUGUGUUGGCAAAGGACAGAACGUUUAAGGCUCCAGAAAGCAAUGCAUUUGGCCAAUCCUUCAGGGAUUAUGAUAUUGAAAGUGAAAGACAAAAAGGUGUGGAAGAAUUCUAUAGAUUACAACACAUUAAUCAGACACAUGAUUUUGUAAAGAAAAUGAGGGAGCACUAUAAGAAAUUGGACAAAGCAGAAAUGAGUAUAUGGGAAUGUUGUGAGCUGCUUAAUGAAGUAGUGGAUGAUAGUGAUCCUGAUUUGGAUGAACCUCAAAUUCAACAUUUGUUGCAAACUGCAGAAGCCAUUAGAAAAGAUUAUCCUAACGAAGAUUGGUUACAUUUGACUGCUCUCAUCCAUGAUCUCGGAAAGAUUCUUCACCUUCCUCAAUUCGGUGAGCUUCCUCAAUGGGCUGUUGUUGAUAAGAACUUUUCUUAUUCUUUAUGA
This is a messenger RNA of Arachis ipaensis, 579 nucleotides long. The record is from RefSeq and is a predicted model, not a curated record. NCBI's taxonomy places the organism in Eukaryota, Viridiplantae, Streptophyta, Magnoliopsida, Fabales, Fabaceae.